CGCUUCUUACCCUUCCGGAAGUGCGUGGCUCUGAGGAAAUAUGGCGCACAGAACAUUACACAUACCGACAGUAUUUAUUGCUUCAGUCUACUCCUUUACCUCGUUCUGCUUGUCUGUUAUGGUCGCGUUUGCAGCAUUUGAAACAGUAAACACUGACAAUGUGUUCAGCGCAAGUCACACAGCCACUGUGUCCGUCGCUGCCGCUAGGGAACUGCGGUACCUUUUGUAUGACGUAAACCCCCCGGAGGGUUUCAAUCUGCGGAGAGAUGUUUACAUCCGCAUGGCCUCCUUGGUGAAGACUUUGAGGAAGGAGGGGGAUGACUGGGUAUUGGUGCUUCCCCCAUGGGGUCGCCUUUACCACUGGCAGAGCCCCAACCUCUACCAGGUUCGCAUCCCGUGGGGAGAGUUCUUCAGCCUCACUAGCCUGCAGGCCAAUGUGCCUGUCAUUGAGUAUGAAGAAUUCAUCGCUGAGAAUGGAGGCCCAUUCAUUGACCAGGUUCUGGUACUGCAAAACUAUGCUGAAGGAUGGACUGAUGGUAAAUGGGAGGAAAAAGUUGAUGAGCGGCCGUGCAUUGAGAAGUUGAUGUACUCCAAAGAUAAACAGGGAUACUACAGGGGCUGGUUUUGGGGCUACGAGGAGACGAGGGCUCGUAAUGUGAAGUGCAUAUCAGCCCAAGGUCAUGCCUCCAUCAUGGCCCCAGUUCUUCAGAAAAACAUCACAGUGACAUCAGUAAUGCUUGACCGAGCAGAGACGCUCCUCCAUGAUCACUAUGCCGGGAAGGAUUACUGGGAUACCCGACGCAGUAUGGUUUUUGCCAAACACCUGCGACUCAUAGGAGAUGACUUCAGAGUAAAGUACCUUAACUCUACAGAUGACAGCGACCAUACCAUUUACAGUGAGGACUGGACUCGCAUGAAAGCCAAGCUGGGCUCAGCUAAAGGUGGUCCAUAUCUUGGGGUCCACCUACGUAGGAAGGACUUUAUCUGGGGUCACAGAGAGGAUGUACCCAGCCUUAAGGGGGCAGUCACAAAAAUGCGCAACUUAAUGAAGAAGCACAAACUUGACAAGGUGUUUGUUGCGACAGAUGCAGAUGGGGAAGAACUGAAGGAGCUUAAGAAGUUGUUGCCAGAAAUGGUGCGGUUUGAGCCAUCAACAGAGGACCUGGAGCUCCUUAAAGAUGGAGGGGUGGCCAUCAUUGACCAGUGGAUAUGUGCUCAUGCGAGAUUCUUCAUUGGAACAUCGGUGUCGACCUUCUCUUUUCGGAUCCAUGAAGAGAGGGAGAUCCUGGGUUUUGACCCUAAAACUACAUACAAUCGUUUCUGUGGGGACACUGAGAAAGAAUGUGAACAGCCCACACAUUGGAAAAUUGUUUAUUGAUGCAACCUUUGACUUUGCUGACACUCACGCAAGUGCCAAAAGCUGUGAGAUUUAUUUGUAUGGAAUAUAGAUGAUAUUUUCACAGCUUUAUGGUGUAUUUUGCUUUUACUUUUUGUAGUUUCAGAGUUGUGCAAUCAGGUCUGAAGUGACCAAUGUGACUGAAGCUUAUGUUGAAGACUGCCAGAUGUGUAUUACUGUAACAUUCGACAAGUAAAUCUACAAAUGUUUUGUAGGUUUUAUGUUGACUGUGUAUCUUUCAUGACAGCCUGAUAUUUUAUAUGAUUAUUGAUAGUUGUUACUGACGCCAGCACCACUGGUGAGAAAAAAAGUGAUAUAAUGACUGCCGCCGACAGUGUUGUGUUGUAUGAGUAUUCUCAGUGUAACUUUUUUUUAAUGACACUAUAUAAGUAAGACGCACCAUUCACAGGUCAUGAACAUAGUAUUAACAUAAUGCGUUUUCAACUAAAGUUGCCCUGAAGAGUUUUGAUAAACCAAAUUUGUUUACAUUUAUUGUUUCUUAUCAAAAUGCAUUGUGGUUGACUGUUGAAAAAACAAUAAAAAACAAUAAAAAACAAAUAUUAUUUAAGUCACCAUUUACAAAACUGGCAACUUGAGAAAAGUCGUUUACUUUACACAAUCAGUAUAUUCAUAUUCAUGAAAAAAUGUUUUGUAAUAUUAAAAUUGCUACAUUCUAAAGAAAAUUUAAAAGGUAAUCAAGUAAACCUUGACAAUGUAAUUACUUGCCAAACUUAGCCAGACAUAUCUCCAUGGUGCUGUGUUAGCACUGGAGAAAGGUACAGCUACACCCUUUAUCAUUCUAAUAUAGAGGAAAAAUUGUUCUGGCAACCACUGUAGCUCUGCAAAACUGUUAUUGGGAACUUGUUUUGCACAUGGAGACACUGGCCCUUUCAUUGAAAUAGCUUAAUCACAACAAAAGAAAAGGUAACAGCUGCUAACUUGUUAAGGUUCACAGCAUUAAGUUAAUUAAGUUAGGUUUAGUACAACUUGCCAGUUUCAGCAUGUUGGUUGCGAGCUUGGCAGUUGUUGUUUCUAGCAGCAACAGGAAAAGGCUAGUAUGCCUAAUCUAAUUACACAUUUUUCAGAUGUAAUCUGAUCUGACUAUAGUUCAUUGUUUUGUGCAGUCUGAUUAUGUAAUUUCUAUUACACAUAAUUCAUUUCCACUUGUCCCUGGUCUCACUCCAUUCACAAAAGCCCUGCCCCAUAGGGCUGAUGGUGGUCAAAAGCUCCAUGAUGCACCUUGAAAACGGAAGGCCAGGCAGAGCCCAACAGUUCCCAUUUUAUGAUUUGGUAAAAGGAAAUGUAUUUCUCUUCUGCUUCCACUGUAUUUCGGUGUUUCUGUGGAAUAACUUCCCUCUCUUAUAUUUUUACACAAUGCCAGUAUCAAGAUUUGUUACAUAGGAUUAUAUUAAAGUGUUUCGCUGUUUCAGCCACAGACAAUAUCCUUUAUUUGGCAUGAAUUAUUAUGGAGUUACUGCUAAUGAUAGUACUACUGAAAGAAAUUAAAAUGCCAUAAAGGAACCACUGUGUCUUUUCAACACAAGCCAACAGUCAAGUUGUUAUCUUACAUUAUACUCUGUUUUUUUUUCCAUUCUUGAGCAUAUACACAUUUUGAUUAAAAUUUGUAUGGUGUGA
Molecule: messenger RNA, 3031 nt
Organism: Scatophagus argus
Lineage: Eukaryota; Metazoa; Chordata; Actinopteri; Scatophagidae
Gene: pofut2
Product: protein O-fucosyltransferase 2
Exons: 9
Coding region: 41-1378 (445 amino acids)
Biological process (GO): protein O-linked glycosylation via fucose
Molecular function (GO): peptide-O-fucosyltransferase activity
Source: RefSeq, a predicted model, not a curated record